AGGAAUGUCCAUGUGUACAUCAGUGCAGUUUGUAAUCCAGAUUGCGGCUGCAGAUGAGGGAACAGAUGAUUUUUGUGCUAUAUAGACAUAUUGAAUAUGUUUCUUAUUGGUUAUCCACAUAAUUUCUAGCUAUUUUAAAUGGUAUGUUUUCACUUUGGCAACAUUGAUUUGGCCACUAGAGUAUCAUCCUUUGCCACUAGAUGGCCAGAGACCCCACUGAGCUACCAUGUGUCCUUUAAAGUCUCUUUAUUGUUUCUGUCAAAGGUAAGUCUGAAGAGUUUAACAGAGGAAAAUAAUGUAAUUGUCUUUUUUUGACAUGCCUGAGGACUUCGCCUUUUUUUUUUUUUUUACCUUUUGAAUGAGGAAGUUGAGAAGAAAGGCCAGUCAUCUCAGAUAACCGCCUCAAGUUACCUGUUUGACUGACAUACCAGAGUGCACUUCCCAUUACAUACACGCUUGCAUUUUAACACCCCACAUCAAUGUCAGCCGUCUGUCUUUCUCCUGAUGGCAUGCUAUGAACUUCAGGAAAUCAGAUGCACAUAUUUUUCCUCCCAUUUACGCUAAGUCCGUGCAGUCUUCUAUCUUUUUUUAAAAAUGUAAAAAACGCUGCAUAGUUUUGCUGAAGAAUCUCUCAGGGGCGCAGCAAUAAAAGUGUCAGGUGUCUCAAGUUUUUAAAUUCUUUCUUCCCCUGCCCUUGUCUAGAGUGAGUCCGUGACUCGCUGUAUUUUUAUCUUUGCUUCUUAUCUAAGGAGACUCUGUUAUCUCAGGUAUUUUAUUCUAUCUUAUGACGCAUUGCACUUGAUAAAGUGAUUCCUGCAUGCUUCACUUUGCCACAAGUAUAUGGUAAGAAUCAUUCUUAGAUAUUUUCAGAAAAAAAUUAUUUAACUCGUAUUGACAGAUUUUUUACAAAUCUUUCCAAUGAUGCAGAAAAAGCUUUUGAGGGUUUUUCUUUGAGAGAACUGCUUUCUGAAUGUAGCCAUGCCCGUAUUUGAGCUGUGAAGGGGCAAAAGUGGAAGCAUUGUUGUGGAACUGCAGGAUGUCCUGAGGAAGAAGUCAGCGUUCCACUGCAGGGGCCACUGAGCCGCCCACCUGCAUUCAGAAGCAGACAGUCAUGCACCAGGAGCCACGCACCUCUCACGCUCCGGUCUCCAGUGCCAUCUCCUCUGCUCACUUCGUAGCUGUGAGUAUGAAUGGCAGUUGAGGGUGGAGAUUCCCACCUCUGCCAAUAGUCGCUGCGUUUUGUGUGACAUCCAACCAAAAAAAGCACCCAUGCGGAACGGGAAACUACAGAUGAUGUUGCUUUUUUUCAUGGCCUCGUCACUUUUUCUUGUAUGUGAGGAAAAAGUGGAAGUCAAGCUCCACUGAAUCAUUGUGAACUAGGCUGUGCCGUUAGUUCCUGAAGUUCAGGGCGAGUUUUGCCUGUCGUUAAUCUGUGCUUUACCAUAUCGAACCUGGAUAUGACUGUAAGUGCAAGUUAAAGGAGUUGGCGUGAACGUCAAGGAAGUCAGUAAAGAAAACAAAGACACAAUAUUUGGCGAGAUACACACAUCAAUCGAUACUUUGGCAUUCACCUUUGGCAAUGUAGUGUCUGACUUCCUUAUGGAAGAUGUGGACAGUGGUUCCAGGUUGGGGUACCCCCAAGCCAGAAGGAGUCGUUCUUUUGAAAACCUCUCUGAAGAUUCAGGAGGCUGCAAUCAAAAUGAUCUGGCAGAUCCUGUUCUGUCCCCAGAGCUGUCCACCGUGGGGCAGGUGGACCUCCUUCUGCUGAAGAAUGACAGUGGAGUAGAGUCGGCUUUGCUCUAUGCCAAGGCCUUGUCCAAAUACACCAAAGACAUGUUGGCCUGGGUAGAGAAACGCCUCAGCUUGGACAUGGAAUGUGCCAGAAGCUUUGCCAAGAUGGCAGAAUCCGCAAAGGCAGUGGCAAGUCAGCAGGACUUCAUGCCUUUCCGGGAUAUUUAUGUUUCUGGCUUCAAAAAUGAGAUUGAGUACAAUCAGGUUCUGCUCCAAACAGCUGCAUCUCUACAAACCAACAAAUUUGUACAGCCACUGCUGGCCCGCAAGAACGAUCUGGACAAGCAGAGGAAAGAAAUAAAGGAACAAUGGCAAAGAGAGCUAAAGAAAAUGAGCGAGGCCGAGAGCGCUUUGAAGAAGGCUCGGCUGCUGAAGGUGCAGAAGAAGGAGGAGUACGAGAAGGCACGCAGCUCCACCAGCCGCACUGAGGAGGAGCAGCCAACAGCAGGAGGCAGGACUCUGGAGAAGAAACGGAGGGUGGAGGAAGAGGCCCUACAGAAGGCAGAGGAAGCGCAAGAGCAGUAUAAAGUGUGUGUGGCUGAUCUAGAGGCGAAGAAGGUCAGCCUGUCAAACGCUAAGAGUGAGAUCCUCGCUCAGAUUCGGAAGCUGGUCUUCCAAUGUGACCUGACCCUCAAAUCGGUGACAAUGAACUGGUUCCAGAUGCAGCAGACUCAGACCCAGCCUCUUUCAGUCAACUACCAAGCUCUAAGUGAACAGGCCAAAAUGUAUGAGCCGGGCCAGCGCUACUCUGAGUUUGUGUGCAGCCUGCCUAAAGAGCGUGUGUGGCUGGAGUCUAUGUCUCAGGACAUCACAGCUUCCUCAAAAACGGGAAUGUCCCUUCAUAAGAGGUCUCAGAGCAGCACCCGCUCAUCCCAUGGGAACCUGUCACUGGGCUCUGUUACUUCAGCGGAUAACCACAGCACAGAUGAGGUCGAGGGUACCAUACAACCCUGCAAGGCCAAGAUCGCUGAGAGACGAUCCAAUAGCAGUAUAGACAUGCAAGUGUUAAGUACGCAGGGCUCCCAGCGGGCCUGGAGCUCAGGCAGUGCCGGUGGAGGGGGGAUGUGCAGUGACUCAGAAAGUGCUGGAGGAAGCAGCGAGUCUCGCUCCGUGGACUCCCCCACAGCUAGUCCAGUGGAUUUCAAACGUAGGCUUCCCAGAACGCCCUCAACUGGUACCAUGUCUUCUGCAGAUGACCUGGAUGAGAGAGAACCACAUUCCCCAUCAGAUAAUGGCCUUGCUGAGAUGGUGAUGGAAGCGGCCAGUUCUCCCGGCCCUUUUCGUAAUGCUCAGAUGUCAAAAGCAGCACAAACUCACAAGUUGCGGAAACUGCGAGCGCCUUCCAAAUGCAGAGAGUGUGACAGUCUGGUGGUGUUUCACGGGGCUGAAUGUGAAGAGUGCUCUUUGGCCUGUCAUAAGAAAUGCCUGGAGACUCUUGCCAUUCAGUGUGGUCAUAAGAAGCUCCAGGGCAGACUGCACCUGUUCGGGAUUGACUUCGCCCAAGUAGCUAAGAACAGUCCUGACGGCAUCCCCUUCAUCAUCAAAAAAUGCACCUCAGAAAUCGAGAGUCGUGCCCUGAACAUUAAGGGCAUUUAUCGGGUGAAUGGGGCGAAGUCUCGUGUGGAAAAGCUGUGCCAGGCCUUUGAGAAUGGAAAGGACUUAGUGGAGCUUUCUGACCUCCACCCACAUGACAUAAGCAACGUGCUCAAGCUUUACCUGAGACAGUUGCCAGAGCCAUUGAUUCUAUAUCGGUAUUAUAAUGAUAUCAUCGGGCUGUCGAAAGAGACUCAGAACGUGGGCGAGACUGACUCGACUAAAGAAAAAUCACCAGGAGAGCAGCUGUGCCUCAGUAUUGAGCUGAAAAGAGUCCUCUUCAAAAUCAGAGACCUCCUUCGCCAGCUUCCUGCGGCCCACUACAAAACCCUGCAGUUCCUCAUCACCCAUCUGCACAGAGUGUCAGAGCAGGCUGAGGAGAACAAGAUGACCACUAGUAACCUGGGUAUCAUCUUCGGUCCGACACUCAUCAAGCCCAGACAGCUGGAGGCAGAAGUGUCGCUGUCCUCUCUGGUUGACUACCCCCACCAGGCCCGCAUGGUGGACCUGCUCAUUAGGCACCACCAGAUGAUCUUUGAAGUCUCCCUCAGCCCUGUGUCUCCCACCAGUCCGACAGCACCACAGCCAGCACUCAGCCGUCACUCCAGAUCUCUCAUGGAUAUCAAAGAGAGUGCGAAAGCCUACAAGAGACACUCGUCUGUGAUUACCUCUGCACAGCUGAGGGAGGAAGUGAAGGAGAUGAAGACAGGGCAUGAUAAAGUGCAAACACCUGCAGGUGAGGGCUCAGAUGUCAAUGGGGUUGGCUCAGCUCCUGUGGACAUGCAGAAGUCCACAUCUGUGUUCAGCCAGCCGAGUGCCAGCAGCCGAGGGGUGCAACUACGUCCUCAGCGCUCCAAGCCAGUGUCUCGACCCAUUAGCAUGCCUGUAGAGAGACUGCUCAACGAGCGCAACAGUCGCAACACAGAGGACCGCGAACCCUCGCCGGCUGCCAUUGAAGAAACGACCGAACCAGAGAAGCCUUCAACACCACGCCUCACCAGCUACUACAGGAACCCAUUCAACGACACUCAGACGCUGAGGAAGACCUGGGACAGACAGUACAGGCAUUAUGAUGUGACGCCCAGAACUGCAAUGAUAGUGGCCAACCUGCCUUCUUCUGGUGUGCCAAAACCGUCAGAGAUUAACGUUGUACCCCAAAGCAGCGCCAAUAGAAAAGAUGGUACAAGCCAGUCUGUAGGGUCUCCGAUAUCCUUCCGAGUGCCACGGACACUAAAACCCCCUCCUGGAAUGUUCUAUAGACCUCCAUCAGUAAGCCAAAUCAGGUCAUUUGACUCCGUUUCAACAGCAACAACCACUAACACAGGAGCUGUAUACACAACAGCCAUUACCAUAUGUACAACAGCAGCCACAUCAACAGUUUCGACAGUCUCCACAGCAGUCACGACUCCCCCAUCCACACCAACAACAUCAGUGUCUAUCGCUUUAACGGCCAAGCAGACUUUUACAGGAGCAGUAGAGGAAGGACUGUCAGAGAGCGACUCAAUCAGCCCCGUCACUCUCUCUCCGCCUCAGUCUCCAAGCUCCAGCGCAGAGGAGCUCAGCCCUACGGACUCCAAGCCCCUCUAUCAGAGACACAAUCGCCGUAUGCAGGAGCUAGAGCAAAGAGAGGCCCAUUUUGUUUAAAAAAAAAAUGCCAUCCUGGAUGGAUUUUAUCACACUUGGUACAGUAUCCUAUAUGUGACACUCAGAAAGUGACUGAUUCCUCCACAGGCCUCACAAGGUCAAUAUCAAUAGUCUAGUAGAUCCGUCUACGGCUUUAUUUGUAUGUAUUUGUAUGUAAGCUGUCUUUUUUUGUGCUAUACUGUAUAUAUGAAAAUUGUUUUAAUAUCCCUUUGAGAAAGGGCAAACAUAUUAGGAGAGAGGUGAAACAUCUCCAUGAAAUUUUCUGGAUAACUGUUUGUUAAAGUCUCUUUAAGCUACUGUUUGAGCCAGAAAUAUCAGCAGAGGUCCAAAACAUUUGUGACAUUCGCUUAUCCUUAAGUGAGCACUCUUUUCUAUUAUUUUCGGAUAUUGUUUCUGAACGUUCAUGCCAAAUGUGUCUUAUUCUUAUUUUCUCCUUUACUGUGAUAAGAUGAGGUUUCAAGAGACACUUCUAUAUCAGUAAAUAAUCAGAUAUAUUAAUGUUUUAUUAAAGUUAAAAGUUCUUUGUAAUAAUUGUAUAAACAGGGAUGUGUAAAGUAUUGUCUGUAAAUUCAUAUCAACUUGCUCAUUUUGAUGCACAUGCUAAGCCUAAAUGUUUAACAUGCAUUCAGUGCUGUGGCACCGCAUCAUCACUGCCCUCGCAUGAUGUAAUACAGUUACUGCCGGCUGUUGUAUUUGUUUUAUAGCUUGUCUCUUGGAAACACUCCUGCUUAUACGUGUUUUAGGCUGCGUAAGUGCAUCUGUUUCUGUUUUAUUUCAGAGUCAUAUAUGCAUUUGUUUACAUUUUUUACACAUAAACCUACUGCCAUAAACAUACAUCUAUAUCAACAAUUCUUGAAGACAUGCAAAAUGUUUGCAGAUUAAAUAUUUAGUUAAAACUA
Molecule: messenger RNA, 5927 nt
Organism: Cyprinus carpio (common carp)
Lineage: Eukaryota; Metazoa; Chordata; Actinopteri; Cypriniformes; Cyprinidae
Product: rho GTPase-activating protein 29-like
Exons: 21
Coding region: 1600-5028 (1142 amino acids)
Biological process (GO): signal transduction; activation of GTPase activity
Cellular component (GO): cytoplasm
Molecular function (GO): GTPase activator activity
Source: RefSeq, a predicted model, not a curated record